UAGGUUGAAUUUGCAAAUAAGUACCCUUAGUUUAUAUGUUCACUAGUCACACAAAACCCCAACAAAACCCCUAAAACGUAAUCUCAUCUUCAACCUCUUCAAACUCCUCCUCUCUUUCAAAACACAAACUCCAAAGCCGUCACCUGCUCCACCCCCACCUCCAGGCGACCUCCACCUCCAGCCGCACCUCCACCUCCAGCCGACCUCCACCUCCGGCGACCUCCACCUCCAGUCAACCUUCACAGGCAAAGCCUGCAGAGGUUUGAUAAUCUCUGCCAACAACACCCUCACUGAUCUGAAUUUCUUGAUUGCAAAUCAACACGUAAAUCUAAUGAUUCUCCAACGUUCCCUUCCAAUUCUCACUUUCUGCAAUCCCAAAUUCCUCCUCAUACCCUUCAAUUUAUCAUCACCGGCUUCAUUCUCACCCCUCAUCUCUAGAUUCCAUCACCGUUCACGCGCCCGAAUUAGAGCACUUUCCACCGCCGUCGCUGCCGCCGCUGAGAAGGAAACCGACACCUUCUUCGCCGAUCAAACUGUUUCUUGGAGUUCGUUAGGUAUUACUGAUAAAUUAUCUCGUGCUCUUACUGCCAUAGGUCUCAAUCGUCCCUCUCUCAUUCAGGCUGCUUCUAUACCUUCUAUACUUGUUGGAAAUGAUGUUGUUGUUGCAGCAGAGACUGGUAGUGGUAAAACACAUGGUUAUCUUGUUCCAUUGUUUCAUAACCAUUUAUCUACAACUACAACAUCAACAAAUGAUUCAGUCGAUAGUAUUUCUGAUGAACAAGUGAAUCAACCUCAUCGUAUAUCUCUGGUUCUUUGCCCUAAUGUCAUGUUAUGCGAGCAAGUAGUUCGGAUGGCCAGUUGUAUUUGCGAUGAUAACGGAGAACCACUUCUUCGAGUUGCAGCCGUCUGCGGACGACAGGGAUGGCCGGUUAAUAAGCCAAACAUAAUUGUGUCGACGCCUGCUGCUCUUUUGAAUUACCUUCAUGCAAUUGAUCCUGAGAGGCGGCGUCGUGCUGAGUUUAUUCGUGAUGUUAAACAUGUGGUUUUUGAUGAAGCGGACAUGCUUCUUUGUGGGAGUUUUCAAAACCAAGUUAUUCGUCUCAUAAACAUGUUCCGUUUUGAUGAAAAAGUGUUGUCACGGGCUAAAAAUGCUUCUCCUGAGAAGUCAUUGGAUAUGGAGUCUGAAUCCAGUAUCCCAGUGGAUAUAGAAAACCAUCAAGAGAUGGAAGAUGAAGACGAGAUUGUGGACGAGGCUGAUUCUGGGGAUUCCGUUGAAGAAACUGAAGCAAUUGUUAUGAAGAAAAGAGACUGGAGAAGGACGAGAGAGAUAUAUGAACGCAGUAAACAAUACAUUUUUGUAGCAGCAACACUUCCUGAAAAUGGAAAGAGAACAGCUGGCGGUGAACUGAAACGGUUGUUUCCAGACGCCACAUGGGUUAGCGGGCUUUAUCUUCAUCGCCAUAAUCCAAGGUUAGAGCAAAAGUGGAUCGAAGUUACAGUUGAUACGCAAGUGGAUGUACUUAUAGAUGCUGUAAACCAUAAAUGUGAAACAAGCGUAUCAAGUUCUGAUAGUGGGUUGAGUCGAACAAUGGUAUUUGCAAAUACGGUUGAGGCAGUUGAAGCUAUUGCCACGGUUUUACGGGGAGCAGGUAUUGAAUGCUACUGCUAUCACAGUGAGAGCUCUUUAGAAGACCGUACAAGAAAUUUAAUUGAUUUUCAACAAAAAGGUGGAAUCUUUGUGUGCACCGAUGCUGCUGCUCGUGGAACAGAUAUUCCCAAUGUUUCACAUGUUAUACAGGCGGAAUUUGCUACAUCUGCGGUUGAUUUCUUGCACCGGGUGGGUCGGACUGCCAGAGCGGGUCAGAUUGGACUAGUUACAAGUAUGUACAAUGAAUCAAAUCGUGAUCUUGUCGCUGCAGUUCGGCAAGCUGGAAAACUAUGUCAGCCUGUGGAAAAGGCGUUUAGCAGGAAGCGAAGCUUUAGGAAGAAACUGAAAAAGCGAGGAGGUGGUAAAGGUGAGAAACUAGUUGAGGAUAGGCAGCUUAAAAGGGAGGGAGAGAGGGUUAGAAACAAAGGUACGGCUAUAGACUGUUAAUCCUGGUUCGUUUACAUCUAAAUGAUCAAAAGUUGUACGGGUUACAUCUCCGAUUAGCAUGUAACAAAGUAUUUCGAGACAGCCCACAAAGCACAAUCUCUCUAAUAAUCUUAUUUGGGUAUCGAGUAUUUAUAUGUUAGAACUGGGUUUUAAUUUUGCAACAUAUAGUUUCACCUAGAGAAUAACGAAUCUUUUUUUUUACUUGCUUUAUGAGUGGCAUACAUCAUAACUUGUUCAUUUGCUAGAAGAUACAAUGGAGCUUACUUGUACCA
Messenger RNA from Helianthus annuus (common sunflower), 2367 nucleotides. RefSeq names its product DEAD-box ATP-dependent RNA helicase 22. Bases 332 to 2095 code for a protein of 587 amino acids. NCBI's taxonomy places the organism in Eukaryota, Viridiplantae, Streptophyta, Magnoliopsida, Asterales, Asteraceae. Gene Ontology annotation, cellular component: chloroplast. The record is from RefSeq and is a predicted model, not a curated record. The transcript is spliced from 8 exons. Gene Ontology annotation, molecular function: ATP binding; RNA binding; RNA helicase activity.